Messenger RNA from Phycodurus eques (leafy seadragon), 4091 nucleotides. RefSeq names its product leucine rich repeat containing 45 (gene lrrc45). The transcript has 17 exons. Gene Ontology annotation, cellular component: centrosome. Gene Ontology annotation, molecular function: protein binding. The record is from RefSeq and is a predicted model, not a curated record. Lineage: Eukaryota; Metazoa; Chordata; Actinopteri; Syngnathiformes; Syngnathidae. Bases 930 to 2966 code for a protein of 678 amino acids.
GUUUUGGUUUUUGCCCGUCAGCUGCGCUGCGUGCAAGCUGCGGUGAUCAUCAACUCGCGAAGGUCUGCGUUUAUUUGAUAAAAACACAGUUCGAAGUGGUUGUAAACGUUCUCAACAACGUCUUCUCCUUUUGUUGCGCGAAGAGGAAAGCGCCUACUCGCAAGUUGGUAACUUCAAACAGAUCGGCAACGUUGCGUGAAUGCACACGCGUCGUGGCAGUUUCCGGAUGAAUAGAACCACAACGUUGGCACGUCUAUAAUAUAAGCAGCCCGAGAUCGUUUGUCUGUACUUUUCUUUUCGCUGACGCCAUUUGCAGCGACCUCGAUAUUCUCUCGAUAUCGCCAUCCUAAGAGGCUCAUUACAUUUGUGACCAUAUCGGAUCUUUCUCCGAUUGCUUCGUCGGCCUUUCCGAUGCAAAGUGACGGUACUUCCACCAACGGCCCCGCUUUGUGUCUUUACCGUUAAUGCAACUUGAGACCGCCUCGUUAUUUUGUUGCAAUACACCAGAGGGCUCUGUGAGCUGAAGUGCCAGACCCGGGCAGCUGUUUUGCAUUCGCACAGCAAAGUACAUUUGUGUUAUUUCUGAGCUGUGGAUGAAUUUGUGAACGUGUCAAAACUAUUGCAUGUCUUUAUCGUUACUACGAUUGUGUGUAAUGCAUGUAAUGAGUAGUUCACUCGAAGCGACCCCAAGGGAACCUUCGUCACCGAUCUUUGCGGAUGACACACACGUGUUUUAAGCAGACAAGGAGAUGCUACGGUGAUGGAUAGCGGCCAUUAUUCUAGAACAAGAUUUGUUUUCAAAUUGCUGACCGCAAUAUUGAUCGGCGAUUUGUCAUCGAAAAUCCUCUUUUAAGCGUGAUGUUUCGUCUUUUGUCGGUUUGGAUGGGGACGACGACGUAAAGUGCUGCGCGAAAGAGAGGGGCAGCAGGAUGGAGGAUUUCCGGCAGACGUACUUACGCCUGUGUGACGAGAGGGGUGUGGAGCCCCAAGAGAGCGUGCUGGCCCAACUGCAGGGAUGCGGGGCUUCCCGUCUGGAUGUGAGUGGGCUGAGUCUGUCCGCAGACACCUGCACACUGCUCGCCCGCGCUUUUCAAAAAGACACUCGCUUCUCAGAGGCGUCGCUCAGCGACUGCAUGCUCGGUGACGAAGGUGCCAAAGUUUUCCUGACUGGUCUUUUUUACAAUACAACCCUUCAAGUCUUGAAUCUCAAGGGAAAUAACUUGAAAUCAGCAGGGGCUGAGGUGUUGGGAAAGUUGUUGGCACGUAACAAUACUCUUACCCGGUUAGUGCUCGACUGGAAUGCACUCGGAGUGUGGGAUGAAGCCUUCCCUAUCUUUUGCGAGGGUCUGGGCUCCAACAGUGCGCUCACGCAUCUUGACCUGCGUAACAAUCAGAUCGACCAUCGUGGGAUGUUAGCGCUUGCUCAGACUCUUAAACGCAACAGCAGCCUGAAAGUACUCGAUCUGAGGUGGAACAACAUUGGUCUCCUGGGUGGCAGGUGUCUCCUCGAGGCUUUGCAAAGCAACCACAAUGUUGAGCAAUUGGAGCUGGCAGGGAACAACAUACCCAGCGACACGCUCAAAGCGCUCGAUUGUAGGACGCAACACAGAUCGACAAUCCGCCCUGAGGGAAAGCCGCAGCAGAACCCAGGUCCUCACCAAAGAGAUUCAGAACUUGAAGCAGGAGAAGGGUCGUCAGUUCCAAAACUUGAUGGUGACCAUCGACAGGCAGAGAGAGGAGAUGGGACAGUCGAGUCGGUGAGAGCAUCUGCGCAAGAUCAUUGGUGCACUUCCAUACAUAUCAGCCAACUCCAGGAAGCUUUAAAUGAGAGGAAGUCGGCCGUCCAAUCGCUCACUGCCAAAUCGCAGAUGACGGAGGCUGCCCUCGCACUCUCUGAGCAGAAGAAUCACAGCCUGGCUGAGCUGAUAGCAAGACUUAAGGUUGAGAAGGAGCGACACAUGGAGGCGCACGGCAGAGAAAAGAAAAAAGAACACGAGGACAGCGUUUCCAGAGAAGGAAAGCUGCUCAGAGAGAUCCAAAACUUAACAGACGCCAACGUCCAGCUGAAAAAGAAGGUGGAGGAGGUGGAGCGCAAGUGCAAGUCCCAGCAGCGUCAGCUUUUUGAGCUGAAGCAGGAACUGACCAACAGCACAGCUGAACUGAAGCUUAAACUAGCACAGGCAGAAGACCGCUUGGAAAUUGAGAAGCGAAGGUUCAAGCAAGGCCUUGAAGACAUGGAUCAUCUUCGACAAAGAGAGGUUGAACGUGUUAAUCGGCAUUUAGAGGACAGCGAGAAAGCCCUACGGGAACGCAUCUUCAAACUGGAAGGACAACGAAUUCAACUGGAGGAGGACUUGAGCAAGGCUAAAGCAGCAUUUGUGGCAGAGAGAUCCCAGGCAGAGGAGGAACUGAGUAAAGCGUGUGCUCAAGUACGCCAGGAAGAGCACGAACAUGUGUUCUCGUUGGAGGAGAAGCUUCGCUCGGCCCGUUCCUCCUUGCAGGAGGUCCAGCUGCACUUUUCCCAACAGAAACAGAUGAUCUCGGAGCAGCAGGCCAAGAACGCUCAAUUGACCGUUGAGACAGACUGCCUGCGUCGUAGAAUAGAGGAGCUCCAGCAGGAAUUGUCCGGGAAGGACCAGGAGAAGGUGGCUGAGGUGAGUCGGGUGAGGUUGGAGCUCCAGGAGCAGAUUGGCCACUUGGAGGCUGAGAGGAUUGCGCAAGGAGGACUGAAAGAGAAGAUCAGUGCCCUCGAGAGGCAGAUUAAAGUACUGAGCGGCAAUCACCGAGAGGCGCUGCUCGACAAAGACGGCGAGAUGUCUUCUCUGCUGGAGAAGCUCCGACUGAAAGAGGCGGCGAUCAAGAGGAUGAGGGACGACGAAGCCCAAAGGGCGACAUACCUACAGAAUGCCGUCCUCACCUAUGUUCAAGGCUCCCCUCUGGCGCACUACGGCAGCCCUAAGAAAUGAAAGCCCAAUCCUUAGCCCUUACCGACAAAGAGUAUCGAAGUGUUGUUGACGCCGCAAAGCGGUGCUGAUUCCAAACUGUACUUUUUUUUCCCUUGUCUUCGUUCUCAGGCCACUCAGAUCGACUACUUCUUGUACUAUUUGUACACAUUGUGCUAUUUGUCGUUCUGAAAAUCACGAGAAGUUGACGUGCUAUGUCCGACGAAUGCAUCCGUUGUCAGGGUGUGACUCCUUUUCACGAGUCUGGAAGGGUAAUAGAAUGAUUUGAGAAGGAUGCACAUGUUUAUGGCACACUGUCAAAUAUGAGCAACAACAUUUCUCGUUUUUUUUAAAUAUAUAUAAACUUUUCUGUAUUUUGCUGUUUUUAAACUCUUAUACCACUUUCGUUUAGACUCAUUUAGCCUUUCAAUUGUGUCUGUCAAAUCAGAAGGCAGUUCACACAUGCAGCUGCAACUAAAGGCCUGGAUGGACGUGACGUAAGAUGUUGAUUUCAAUUUUGAUUUCCAGCCACAUUUCGUCGACUCUGAAGUCCAUCAAAUGUAACGUUUGCAUUGUUUAAUGGCUCGCGCGCCCUCGUGCUACUGUCGCCAUUCACUGCGUUCACUGUGGCGUGGUCUGGGGAUGCAUGAGGUCACUCGUUUCUGUAACCAAAGAUACGUUUCUGCCGAGAUAGGUCACUAGCAAAAUGUCUCCGUUUUGUAGCUGUCUGGAUUUGCUUGCACCCCCCCUGCUUACAUACGCUACAUGAAAAAGCGUGCUUUUUUUUGUUUUCUCACCGUCUGUCAUGAAAUCAGACUAAGCGGACUACCAAUUUGACAAUUGUUCAUUGCUUUCUUCAAAAUCAGGCCACAGAAAAUGCGUUCGUAUUUGGUAGUCCGCCGGGAUAGGCUCCGGCGACCCUAACCGGGCUCGGCGAUGUUGAGAAUGGAUGGAUAUUAGGAUAUUAGGGGUCUAUAUAGCUCAAAUAUGGGACCCAUAAGGCAUCUGGAUAUUGCACCUCAGGAUGGACCGGGAUUGUGCAAGACCAUCAUUCUCUUACUGACAUCUCGUGUGAUUUCUUUUGACUUUCCCAUAAUGUUACACAACGAAGCAAUGUGUUUCAGUGUGUCAAUAAACCUAUUAGAAGUU